ACGAUAGCCGCUAGUAUCUCGCCGGCAAGGUCAACCUGGCCCGCCCGACGCCGUCCCCAGGUGUGCGGCUCUUCGUUGCGGUGUGUGCGUUUCGCGUGGCCACGAAACAGUACGGAUGUGAUCCGGGUUCACGCGCAGACGAUCCACGAGCCCCGACGUAAAUAAAAACAGUGCUCGGCCACAGCAAUGGCCCGGCCCGCGACCUGCCCAAUGUAUGCAUUACUACUACCACUACUACUGGUGUCAAUAUGCACGGCUGGUGCCGCAACGCAAGAGGCCACUCUAAGAGAUGCCGCUAUGCAUGACUUCGACUGGAAGCUGGUCCGGGAAGUGUUCCGGCACGAGGACUCCAAUGUGGUGUUUUCACCGUUUUCUCUCAAACUGCUGAUGACGCUGCUGUACGAGGCCAGCGAAGUGGGCUCGCAAACACGCCACGAGCUCGAGGCCGUUCUGGGUGAGCGGAAUCUAAAUCAAACGCGUGACUUCUACGGCCAAUUUCUGGAAGCAUCCACGAAAACGAACGGGGAUUACGAUUUCGAUAUCGGCACCCGGGUGUUUCUGGACAAAUCGCACGGAAAACUUAAUCCACAGUACAGGGAGCUGCUCGAGCGCACGUACCGUACCUCGCUCGAGCGGCUGUCAUUCAACGAGACACGAGUGGCCGCCGAUCGGAUUAAUCAGUGGUGCGAAAAGGUGACACAGGGACACAUCCGUGACCUGGUAAAAGAAGAUACCAUCCACGGGUCAAUGCUUAUCUUGGCGAACGUGCUGUUUCUGAAGGCAUCCUGGAAGAACUCGUUCCUCGACGAGCAUACGCACGACCGGGAGUUCCACAUCGGGCCCAACGCCAGCGUCGCGGUACAGUUUAUGCACCAGACAGACCUGUACGAUUAUACCGACCACGCGGAACUGCGAGCGCAAGUGCUGCGCCUCCCGUACAAGGGCCGUCAGUUUAGCAUGAAUAUGGUGCUGCCCCAUCCGAACGUCAGCCUGGCAACCGUUGCCGCCAGCCUGUCAUCCAAAAUGCUCGACUCUGUCGCCAAGCGAUUCGUACGGGAAGAGGUGACUGUAAUUAUACCAAAAUUCAAGUUCAACUUUGGCACACUCAUGAACGAGGCGAUGCAAAGCCUCGGAAUACGAGACAUUUUCUCGCGCAACGCUUCGCUGCCGAUGCUUUCUUCGUUCAGUAACUCCUCGAAAACUGGCGAUCUGGAGGUAUCGAAGAUUUUGCAGAAAGUAGGCAUUGAAAUCAACGAAAAGGGAACGCUUGCCUUCGCCGCCACAGAAAUUCAACUGGUAAAUAAAUUUGGCUACGAUGGCGAUCCGUUCAUCUUCGAAGCGAACCGACCGUUCGUGUUCUAUAUUCUCGACGAGGAAACCAACACAAUCCUGUUCGUGGGACAGGUGCUGGAUCCGUCUCAAAGAACGGCCACAUAGCGAGCGUUCGCGGUGGAGGAGAGUCUUGCCUGUACUAGCUUUAAGAUGACCGAUCCAUUCCAUGGCCUCGCAAUGCUCAGUAAGAAAGGCAGUUUGGGUGAACUUUAGCAAGCCGAGGUUAGCAUUUACCUUGGAAUAAUUUCUGUAAGCCAUCGACCGGGAACACUACAUUCCAGCCAACCACUUAGCGGCAAUUAAGCCAUCAUGCGUCAGGGUACAGUGCCGUGCAACAAACGACUGACAUAAAUUGGGACUGCGCCCGGAAUGAUGCCACUCGCGAGUUAGUAAUCGACAAUCGUUGCGUUCCUUUAGUGACUAAGUUUAAUAGGGAACAAAAUAAACAAAAGCAUCGUUGUUGCAAUCUACUCAUAGACUUUCCAACCACUUUCGCAGGAAAUAACCUGGAAAGGGGAUUUUCAGUGCUUCACUCCUGGCUUAUCAAACAGUGCGAUAAGGUGUCGAAGUCUUCGGCUGCGAAAUUCCUAGGAGAUAACAAAACCAGGGCAUGUAUAUGUUAUUUUAUAAAAAUAGUUUCCAUCCAGUGAGAAGUAUGGAGCGUUCUAGGGACUAGGCGUUACGUAACUGAAAUUCCAAAACCGGACCAAAAGUUUAUUUCGGAAUUGAUCUUACAACUCUGAUCAAUGCUAUUAAGAUGCCAAACAGAAUAAACAGACAGAACACAGCACAGAAGUACAGAACGCGGGACAAACUUGUUGUGCCAUCUGUGCCACGUUAAGUACGAUGUUUACGCAGUCAGUUAUCGGUCAUAGAGUGUCCUUGCUCAGACUAAGGAGUUCAAAUAUAAGGAAUUGUCACU
This is a messenger RNA of Anopheles cruzii, 2254 nucleotides long. RefSeq names its product serine protease inhibitor 2-like. The coding region runs from base 187 to 1437 and encodes 416 amino acids. NCBI's taxonomy places the organism in Eukaryota, Metazoa, Arthropoda, Insecta, Diptera, Culicidae. The transcript has 7 exons. The record is from RefSeq and is a predicted model, not a curated record. Gene Ontology annotation, molecular function: serine-type endopeptidase inhibitor activity.